ACGGGCAGAACGAAAAAAUAAUCUGUUUGGUUUUUCCUAAAAACGAACAGUAACGGUGGAGCCGCGCAACAGUCGUGGAUUGAAAACGCUUGAGGACACAGGAGUUUGCGAUGAGCACGUUUAGUGUUGCGCUCGUGUUGGUGCUUUGCACCAUACAGCACUUGGUGUUGGCUGUACCUCGGCCCGAUUUUGGAGUUUACGCCCCCGUGUACGGCAGUGGUGACGUUUCCACUAACGCCAAGGAGAGCGGUGCGCUGAUCGCGAAGGUGAACAUCUCCCUGGAUGUGCAGCUCGUAUCUGGCUACCCGCUGCUGGAGAUAGUCAAGACGCAGCUGAUUGCUAUUGCGGACAACUUCACCCAGAGUGCCCUGGCAGUGUCCAAUUCGAUCGAUACGCUCGCCCUCAGUAACGGCACAUUGGACGGUGCGUUUGAUCAAUUCAACAACGCCAGCGGUGAAUUCUUUUACCUAAUUACCCAAGGACUGACCGGUUAUCUGAACGAGCUGGACACAAAGCUCGACAAAUCAAUCAGCACCAUGCUGGACGACGGAUUGCAGGAGGUGAACAGUGAGUUGAUCCGGCUCGCCGUGCUGAUGGACUCGUUGAAAGCGAAGCUGAAGCUAGCGGUGAAAGCUGCCGCUUCCAACGAAAUACCGAAAGCAGUUUUGCGCCAGUACGUGCCGACCAACCUGACGAACCAGAUCUCGAAGAGUGUGAUUACGCUCAAGGCUGGCAUCCCGCUGGUGACGUACAUUAUUGCCAACUCGAUCGAGAAUCUGAAGACGGCCGAUGACUACAUUAUCGCAUCGGGCACGGCCGCCUCUCAAACGUUCGACGAUGUUAGCAAGGGGUUGGAAAAUCUCGAAACGGAGGUGCAGCAGUACAGUGACGACACUAGCGAAAUUACCGCCAUCAUCGAUCCGGUGUAUAAGGCCAACUUCAACUUUUCCGGCGUCAAUCUGUCGAGCAUACCGUUGAUUCAGAACCAGAUGAACGAGUACACGGUAACGUACACGACGGAUCUUAAUUCUACGAUAGCCGAUAUCAAGCAGUACUACGAUACGUACAAGCAAGCGAUCCCGCUGGUGUCCGACGGGCUGGGCGCCUUCUACAGUACCAAUGCAUGCGGUCAUCUGGUGCGACUGGUGAAGGUGCUGAUCUCGAACGGACCGUACGCAGACUACUGUUACAACAAGUACAGUCCGCGCUCGUUCGCCCUGUUCGAUCAACAGUCGCGCGAAGUAAGCCGCUGCGUGGAUCAGGAGAUCACGCGCCUGCUGAAGCUGCAGCAGGUGCUGCGCGCCAUGGCCAAAACGCUGCUGUUCGACAUCGAAGAUGUACUAGCACAGGUUACGCUUUGCUCCCGCUCACCGCUAGUAUGCAACACUAAUGAGGUCGAAACCUUAUUCAACAACGUCAACAUAGCGGCGAGGCGGCACCAGAACACUAUGCGAAACAUCGUCAAAUACGAGACGGUGGCCGGCCUGAACCGUCUCAGCGCCUGUUUCAGCACCUCCAAAUAUAUGCUGGUGAUUGCCAUCAACAAUAUGAUUCCAGAAAUGGACCAAUGUGCAAAAAUGGGCCCGUAUGUGUAAUUGCAAACUAACAGCCGACCGGCUGAUGCCCUACUGCCCACAAGGAACUGUUCAUAAGGUAGAAAUGAAAUACUGUCAGAAGGGCUUUUAAGUAAGUUAUAGGCCCAUUGUUACACGCCACGGGUAAAAUCUCAGAAAAAAGCAUUCUAAAUUAGAAA
Messenger RNA from Anopheles arabiensis, 1753 nucleotides. RefSeq lists its product as uncharacterized. Lineage: Eukaryota; Metazoa; Arthropoda; Insecta; Diptera; Culicidae. Bases 111 to 1595 code for a protein of 494 amino acids. The transcript has 3 exons. The record is from RefSeq and is a predicted model, not a curated record.